Molecule: messenger RNA, 1014 nt
Organism: Colletotrichum acutatum
Lineage: Eukaryota; Fungi; Ascomycota; Sordariomycetes; Glomerellales; Glomerellaceae
Exons: 4
Coding region: 1-1014 (337 amino acids)
Molecular function (GO): protein binding
Source: RefSeq, a predicted model, not a curated record
AUGGUCCGCGACGACUUCUUUAUCGACUUUCAAGUCCGGGCAAAAUUUCACACCGACACAUACAGCCUUCAUGCUGUCCUUGACCUUGCCGCUGAAGCCAAACUGGCCAAUAACAUCCUGAGUCAGAGCAGACCGCUCGAGGCUGAAUUCCUGGAGUUCCGGGCAUUCAUCGACUCAAUUCUGCCCCGUCUUCCCUACUCCCAGAUUACUUGGAAGACUGUCUACAUCGCCCAAGACAUUGUGGUCGAUGGCGAUGACGAUGGGGAUGAUGAUGAGGAGGAGGAGGAGGAGGAAUACGAAGUUGAGGAGGGUUAUUACGUAGAUUGGUCGCAAAGCUCAAGUGCCAGCAGCGUCACUUCCGAAGGACCUUACCAAGGCAACGGCUACGGCAAGCUUGAGUCUCCGGUCCUUCUUCAGCCCGCUGAACUCCCGCUUCUCACAACCUACAAGGACGCUCACGACACCAAAGAGAGGCUGUCAAUCUUCUCGAACGAGUUCUUCGAGGUUCGCAAGUCUCCUACGGCUGGUUGGGGCGCUUUCGCGAGCAAGAAGCUGUACCAGGGCGACCAAAUCCUCGUCGAAAAGGCCCUCUACCAUGCCAUCUACGCAGAUGUGACCACGUCUGUCAGAUCUUUGCCGGAGAAGGAGCGUCUGAUCGCGAACGACAUGUUUGGCCACAAAGGCCGGGAAGGCGAGACCCACGAGGAGGCGGUUUGGAAUACAAACGCUUUCGCGGCGUAUGUCCCCUCGAAUUCGGGUAACAAGAGAAACACGCCUGGCCUCUUUGCCAUUGCGGGCCGAUUCAACCACUCCUGCUCGCCCAAGAUUGACUACAAGUUCCGUGCCAGUCACGAGUCUCUCGUGUUCACUGUCAGGGACUGGGUGAUUGAAGAGGGCGAGGAGCUGACCAUCUCGUACGGUCAAGAUCCCUCGGUGCUCUACUACAAGUACGGCUUCAUCUGCGAGUGUGGACACUGCCGCAGAUUCGAUCCGCGCAAGUCUGAGUGGUCUUGA